This is a messenger RNA of Fomitiporia mediterranea MF3/22, 1590 nucleotides long. RefSeq names its product exo-beta-1,3-glucanase. Gene Ontology annotation, cellular component: extracellular region; cell surface. Gene Ontology annotation, molecular function: beta-glucosidase activity. The record is from RefSeq and is a predicted model, not a curated record. Gene Ontology annotation, biological process: glucan catabolic process. Bases 1 to 1254 code for a protein of 417 amino acids. NCBI's taxonomy places the organism in Eukaryota, Fungi, Basidiomycota, Agaricomycetes, Hymenochaetales, Hymenochaetaceae. The transcript has 6 exons.
AUGGCUCGCGUGCUUUCGUCAUAUUUGCUGGUGGCACUUGCCACUUCCAUCCUUAAGAUCUCUCCCGGGUUUCCCUAUGGCUCUCAAAAGGUCCGCGGCGUGAAUCUCGGUGGCUGGCUCGUUCUCGAACCCUGGAUUACACCAAGUCUCUUCGACGACACGGGGAACGACCAGAUCGUCGACGAAUGGACAUUUUGUCAGUUCCAGAGUAAAGGUUCCGCCCAGGCUGCGUUGCAAAAACAUUGGAAUACGUUUUAUACCGAGGCGGACUUCCAGGCUAUUGCAGCUGCUGGGUUGAACCAUGUCCGACUGCCAAUUGGAUAUUGGGCGUUUGAUGUCCAAGGAGACGAGCCGUUCGUUCAAGGACAGCUGCCCUACCUCCAGAAAGCUGUCACUUGGGCAGGAAACCAUGGUCUCAAGCUCAUCGUUGACCUGCACGGUGCUCCAGGAAGUCAGAACGGGUUUGAUAAUUCGGGACAGAAAAUGAGUCAACCGCACUGGCAAUCAAACCAGAACAACAUAGAUCGUACAAAUGCAAUUAUUAAGAGACUUGCGAGCAUGUUUGCUAAUAAUCGGAACGUGGUGCCCAUCAUCGCUCCUUUGAACGAACCAGCGGGUUUUUAUCCAGACGUCCUCUCCACCGCGCGUCAAUACUGGCAAGACUCCUACGGAAACAUCCGUUUCCCAUUCGGCUCGAGCCAACAAUCCAACACAAUAGUCCUGAUCCACGACUGUUUCCAACCGCUGUCCUCCUGGUCCGGGUUUUUGACUGCGCCGGACCACCAAGGCGUUGCGAUGGACACGCAUAUAUACCAAGUCUUCUCGGACGGGCAGAACGCGGAGUCAGAAGACGAUCACGUUAAUGACGCGUGUUCGCAUGCAGGAGACUUGUCGUCCUUUGAUUUAUGGACAAUCGUUGGUGAAUGGAGCCCUGCGCGUACCGACUGCGCGAAAUACCUUAACGGACGAGGCGUCGGAGCGCGGUACGACGGAUCUUACCCUGGCUCUUCCUUCAUUGGGUCAUGCAACGGGCUUUCCGGCUCCGCAGACACGUUCAGUAACUCCUAUAAACAAUUCCUACGCCGAUUCUGGGAAGCACAGUCGAGUACGUACGAGAGCGGUGCAGGAUGGAUCCAAUGGGCAUGGAAGACGGAAGAAGGGACGGGUGAGGAGUGGAGUUAUAGUAAAGGAUUGGAGCAUGGAUGGAUCCCGCAGGACCCGACGGAGAGGCAGUUCCCUAACGUUUGUGGAUGAUUUUUUUUCGAGACUUUUUCUUUUGCUGCAAGAACUUUGGUCUUUUUCGUUGUUUAUUCUUACAACGGCGCUGUAAAUUCAGUCUUUUUUUUCGUGUUCAUACCGUCCCUUGUUCAUUCGUUGUUCGAUUUUCUUUCCUCGAUUUGCAUUCUUCUUCCAUACCAUCCGUAGUAACUGCACUCAAACUUUCCUGUCCCCACGGUUUGCACGAUUCUCAAUUCUCGAUCGUAAACCGUUCCUCUUGUCCGAUUAGUACCUUCCAUGCUUUCUCUCCUUCCAAGACAGUCCAGAAACACGCAUCUUGUAACACUCUUCCAUUCAAGACCUUUGAUACCC